This is a messenger RNA of Gloeophyllum trabeum ATCC 11539, 873 nucleotides long. RefSeq lists its product as uncharacterized. Bases 41 to 751 code for a protein of 236 amino acids. The record is from RefSeq and is a predicted model, not a curated record. The transcript has 4 exons. NCBI's taxonomy places the organism in Eukaryota, Fungi, Basidiomycota, Agaricomycetes, Gloeophyllales, Gloeophyllaceae.
CGACGUUCAGAUCUCAGACUCGGUAAAUUCAGCACUCAGGAUGUUGUCAAUGGCACGAACAUGUCUUAAAAAGGCGUCUGGGACGUCGAGCAGGGCGGCUUCCACAGCACGCAUUCUUGGACGAUUGCCCUCGCACAACCUAUCCGUUGCUCCAGCGACAUGCAGAACCUUGUAUAACGCUGCGCCAGUGCGGUUGCAGAAGACUCGGCCACUUCGCGCGAGUAACACGGGCUCAUGGAACGACGACGACAAGGAAAAGUUACUAGAAUUCCUCGAGGGCCGCGCUGACUCGUGCAAGCCGGAGAAUGAAUGGAAGCUGUUCGCUAUGUACGCCAAGCCAGGGUCCGACCUUACCCCCGUUGACUACUUCAAGCUAAUCAUCACCAACAUGGAAUUCCUGGCCUCAUACGCACCGAGUGUGGAAUUCAAUGAAUUUCGGUCCGCGAACGUAGAACCAGAGUCGACGAUCAAUCGUGGGCGAGAGGCGCUAAUGACUUUCGCGACUUCUGCAGACCGGUGGAUGCAGAAAGCCAUUUCCCAUCCUGAAGCCGAAGAGAAGGGCAUGCACACUGACUCUGAGCUGCUAGAAAGCGCGCAACAUCUUGCCUGGAACACGCGCCUCAUUCAGCAGUACAAGCAAGGUGAUAUGCCGCCUGGCACGUCAUGGCAAGACUUGUGCGAUGCGAUAUUGCUGUCGAUGCACCUUGCGGUGAAAAACAUGGAAAGGUAUGUUGGUGGCAAGUGGGAGUAGUCUAGAGCCGCUCGUAUCGCCCAAUGCGUUCCCGCCCGAAGGUGUAUAGGUGAUUAAAGAGCAAAUACAUGCUCGAUAUGAAUAAUGCGUUUUGUAUGUGCCGCUGGAGAAGCAGGCAGUCG